Messenger RNA from Helobdella robusta, 2707 nucleotides. RefSeq lists its product as hypothetical. The record is from RefSeq and is a predicted model, not a curated record. The coding region runs from base 1 to 1569 and encodes 522 amino acids. NCBI's taxonomy places the organism in Eukaryota, Metazoa, Annelida, Clitellata, Rhynchobdellida, Glossiphoniidae. Gene Ontology annotation, molecular function: riboflavin transmembrane transporter activity. Gene Ontology annotation, biological process: riboflavin transport. Gene Ontology annotation, cellular component: plasma membrane. The transcript is spliced from 2 exons.
AUGGGUUGCACUACCAAUCAUUCAGUCAUAGUGCCGGUGUUCGCGCUGAUCUCAAUGUUCUCAUUAUCCUCCUGGAUCAACGUUGUCGGGCUAUGGGUUGAACUGCCAAUCAUGGUCCAAAAGUUACCAGAAAGAUGGAAUCUGCCAUCCUACAUGACUCUUGUCAUCCAAUGCUGCAACAUUGCUCCUGCAAUUUAUACACUAGCAGGGAAGAUUAAAUGUAGGAAGAAGCAGAAUUCAUCAAAUUCAGGGUGUUCAGAUGCUAAGAGAGACGUAGCUCUUCCAAUGAUCAUCAUCCUCAUCAGUAUAUCGUCUGCUUUGUUGAAUUCAUUCUUCUGGGACCGAACAGCUUACAUUGGCAGGGCAGAAAGAAGUGUAGCCCUCAUGUUUUUCCUUUCACUUUCAUCUGUGGCAAGUUGUUUAUCGGCCCUGGUGUACCUACCCUAUAUGGCCAGAUACCCUUCAGUUUACUUGUCAGCAUUUUAUUUUGGUCAGGGACUAUCUGGUCUUUUGCCAGGUUUGAUUGGUUUAGGACAAGGAUUAGGAGGCAACCCAACUUGUGCUAAUGUGACUGUGUGGAAUUCCUCAUGUCUCAAUGCUACAUUCAGUAACUGCUCUAGCGAAGAUGUGAAAUAUUUACUCAAGCCAGUAUAUCCGCAACCCAAAUUUUCUGUACAGAUAUUCUUAAUACUUAUUUCGUUGUUGCUAGUUGUUAGUUUCUUAGCAUUUUAUUUGCUCAAUUUCUCACGUUUGAAUCAGUAUCAAUUGAGGAAGAAUGCCUCAUCAGAUAAUGUAGCAACAGUAUCUGGCGAUGACAAAACCAAUGCAGAUGUUGAUAGAAAAAACAAUGGCCUGGUUUCAAAUAACCACCACCGAAGUUCUGGAGAUAAUAAGGAGGUGAGGGCAGCAGCAGCAGCAGAUGUUGAGGAUGAAUCAAAAUUAAUCUCUCCAUCACCAUCCUCACAAUACACACUGUCAGCUUCAGAGACAAACUCCAAUGCAUCAACGUCUGCAGUUGUCGUUAAGAAUCUAGCAGAACCUCAGCUAUCGAAAUCUCACCUGGCAUUCUACUUAUCAUCAAUAGUUGCAAUCAACAUGGCCACCAAUGGAAUCAUUCCAGCUACACAAUCAUACACCUGUUUGCCAUACAGCAAUGUGGUAUAUACACUUACUGUUAGGCUUUCAUCAGUUGUUGGAUCACUGUCCUCAUUAUCAUCCAUGUUCAUACCAAAACCUAGCAUAAAAGUAUUUUUCUUCAUGAUAUUGACUGCACUAUCUGUGGUCGUGUUCCAUGUUGUCAUCGCUGUUCUCAGUCCAACUCCACCUCUCGUAAAUACUGUCUACGGUCCAAUACUUAUUGUGUGCACAGCCCUUAUAAUGACGUCAUUGUUCUCAUUCGCAAAAGUAACGGCGGCAUCGAGGAUGCACGCAUACGGGGGUAGGAGAGCCCUGAAAUGGUGCGGGGCCGUCACCCAGUUGGGCUCGUUUCUCGGGGCCAUGUUGGCCUUUGCCCUCAUCAACUGGACAUCCAUAUUUACCAGCAUAUCGCCAUGCAGUGCAGAGCAUUGAUGACAUACAUCUCUGAUUAAAUCAUCAUCAUCGUUAUCAUUAGUACAAUUAUCAUCACUAUCACCAAUCAGUAUCAACGUAAUCAUCAUCGUCGCUAUCAUUUAGUGAUUAGUUUUUUUUUAAAUAUUAUUUUAAUUUAUUGACAAAUAUUUUUGUAUUUUCUAGUUAUUUAAAUAAGUCAGUUAAAUAAUUCAAUUCUUUGACUUGCUCUGUCAAUAAACUUUUAGUUGGAAUGUGUUGAAAUUGUAAAUUUUCUGUUAAUUUAGCUUUGUACUUGUUUUGUUCGCACUCAUUCGUUCUUUCAUUCAUCCACUCAUUCAUUUGUUUAUUCUUUCACUCCACUAUUCAAUUUUCAAAUUGAAUUGUUACACAUACAUAUGUGUGCGUGUGUGUGUGUGCGUGCGCGUGCGCGUGUGUAAUUUAAAACGAAAUUAAAGUUUUAUUAUCGAUAAAUAGUGAAUGGAAUGUAAUGGAUAAGAAUCUGGAUUAGUAUGCCAAAAGAAUUUCUAAUGGUAAUAAUAAUUAUGUCUAAAAUUAAACUAAUCGUUAUAAUUGUUGUUGUUAUUAUUAUUAUUAUUAUUAACAUUAUUAUAGCUAUUAUUGUUGUUGUUAUUGCUAUUAUUAAAAAAAAUAGUCACAAUAAAAUUUUUUAUUUCCAUCUCAUUUUGUUUUUUUUCAUGAACUGUUUGACGUCACGGUAUUAUUAUGAUGUCAUCUGUAUUAUGUUUUAAAACAGUAGCGCUUAGUUUUUCACUUGUUUCUAUAUUUUCAGUCUUUAAAGUCGUCACUAUUGUUGUUAUUGUCGUUAUUAUUGUAGUUGUUGUUUUUAGCCCUUUCAAGUGUCGCCACUAAUAUUGUCCAUAUUGUUGUUGUUAGUGUUGUUGUCGUCGUUACUGUAAUUGUUGUUGUUGGCACAAUUGAUGUUAUAAACGUCGUUAGUGUUAGUGUAGUUUUCGACGUUGUGGUUGUUGUUGUUGAUGUUGAUGUUGUUGUUGCUGUCAUAUACGCUGAUGUUUUGGCUGCUGCUGCUACUGCUAAUAAAGAUGGGUGUUGUUGUUGUUGGAAUGGCUACAUAAUAUGGUAGGUAGGUAACUGGCGCUGGAUUAAACAUUAUAGAUGGUGAUUGAGGUGAGAGAGG